Molecule: messenger RNA, 1547 nt
Organism: Musa acuminata subsp. malaccensis (wild Malaysian banana)
Lineage: Eukaryota; Viridiplantae; Streptophyta; Magnoliopsida; Zingiberales; Musaceae
Product: mitochondrial uncoupling protein 5-like
Biological process (GO): oxaloacetate transport; malate transmembrane transport; thiosulfate transport
Molecular function (GO): oxaloacetate transmembrane transporter activity; sulfate transmembrane transporter activity; succinate transmembrane transporter activity
Source: RefSeq, a predicted model, not a curated record
CCUCUCCUUUGUUGCGUCCAUCUCGCCGUCUCCUUCCUGCGCCUCUCACACACUUUGAGUGGUAUUUGGGAGCUGGACUCAUCAUCAAUGGCGCUCGCGCUGCAUCUGUUACCACUCGUACUUUCACAGACAGCAGCAGUUUCGGCGUAUGUCUCAGCGGUCCAGCGUCCCAUAUUCGUCCUCCAGAGCCAUCGCUCUCCAUUCCCAUCUCCUGGUUUCCAGUGAGAUUAACCCCAACCCCAACUGGUUAUAGCUGUUGUAGCAGCAGCAGUGAACCUAUCCGUGAAAGGAGUCCCCUUUUCCUUCCUUUGGAUUGCCCCUUUGGCCUAAAGAAGCCGCCUUGGGGACGACUACUGUUUUCUAGGGGAGAUGGGCUUGAAAGGAUUCGUGGAGGGAGGUAUAGCUUCGAUUGCUGCCGGGUCCACUACCCACCCCCUCGACCUCGUCAAGGUCCGGAUGCAGCUCCAAGGCGAGGCCCUCAGCCCGGCCGUCUCCGCACUCCGCCCCGCUGUCGUCCUCCAAGGCGAAGCGGGCGUGGCCGCCGUCCCCCACCACCACCCGGCCCUGCCCCCGCCGCCGCGCCGACCCGGGCCGUUCGCGGUAGGCGCCCAGAUCCUCCGCGCCGAGGGUCCUGUCGGGCUCUUCUCCGGAGUCUCGGCGACCGUCCUCCGCCAGGCCCUCUACUCCACCACCCGAAUGGGUUUGUACGACCUGAUGAAGAAGCGGUGGUCUGCGCCGGGCGACGGCGGGUCCCUACCGCUCCACCGAAAGGUCGCCGCUGGCCUCAUCGCUGGUGGGAUCGGCGCCGUGGUCGGCAACCCCGCCGACGUGGCCAUGGUCCGGAUGCAGGCCGACGGGCGGCUCCCCCAGGCGAAGCGCCGUAACUACAAGAGCGUGCUCGACGCUAUCGGGCGGAUGGUCCGGCAGGAGGGGGUGGGCAGCCUGUGGCGCGGCUCGUCGCUGACGGUGAACCGGGCGAUGAUCGUGACGGCGUCGCAGCUGGCGACGUACGACCAGGCGAAGGAAGCCAUCCUGCGGCGCCGCGGUGCGGGGGCGGACGGACUGGGGACGCACGUGACGGCCAGCUUGGCGGCGGGGCUGGUUGCGGCUGCGGCGUCGAACCCGGUGGACGUGGUGAAGACGCGGGUGAUGAACAUGAGGGCGGAGGCGGGGGCGCCACUGCCGUACGUCGGGGCGGUGGACUGCGUCCUGAAGACGGUGCGGGCGGAGGGCCUCAUGGCGCUCUACAAGGGAUUCGUGCCCACCGUGUGUCGCCAGGGCCCCUUCACCGUCGUUCUCUUCGUCACUCUCGAGCAGGUGCGCAAGCUCCUCGAGUACUUCUGACCGCAGCAGCCCUCCGAUCUCGAAUCGACGGCGAUUGAUCCGCGACUUGUUUCGAUGGAGGGAUGUGAUGAUGAUGGCGAUAAAAGCGUUAUUUCACCUGCACUGCUUUUAGUAUAUGGCAGCCCUACACACAAUAUUGUCACUCUUUCUCGGCUACUUUACCAAGCUGAUUAAUAUAAAUCAAUUAUAUAAAUUCAUAAUUA